UUUCUUGAACGCUGCUUAUUUGCUUAUUAAAGAUUAGCGUUUUUAAGGGACGCUCUCGCUGCCCUCACAACAAGUUUUUGUUUAAAUUUUCAUUUCUCCUACCUCCCGCUUUCAUCAAUCACUGCAAUUUUUAAUCUGAAUUUCCUUGUCUGCAAUUUUUCAAUUAAUGGGCACUCAGGAUGACAAGGAACAUCAAACCCUCACCGCCAUUACCAUCGCCAACACCAACAGUAACCAAUCCUCGUCCUCUUCUUCUUUACUGAAUAAGAAAGAGGAGGAGUUUAACAUUUCGUUAGGGUUUCAAAGUGGUUGCGAUGACGGAAAUUUUAACAAUAGAGAGAUUCGUUGUGAUGGCAGUGAUGCAGAUGUUAUUGAUCGAGAGAAGUGUUGCGAUGAUGAUAUUCAUUUUUGUUUUCACGGCGGCGACGGUAGUUCCAGGAAAAAAUACAAUAGGGAUGAGAUGCAGCCCUUACAGUUUGCAAACAAGCAGUGGCAAAUGGUUAGGUGGAUUGAGAUUUAUACGGCCAUUCCGGCCAUUGUCAAAACCGAGCUUCAUGGCCUUUCGGCGGAUGCUUCGUCGGUGUCUGAUCAGGGCAAGGGCAGGCGCCGCGAUAAGCCCAAGAAGAAGAAACCUCAUCUUCAUGGCGAUCAUCUCCAACCUGGCAGGGUGCACUUCGAAAAUAUUGAGCAAGCAUAUGAGGAACUCCAUUUGCCCGAGGUUGUUAGUAAUAGCUUAGUGAAUGGGCAAGAGCUUGAUGAAAAUGAAGAUAGUGAUAUUGAGGAUAAUAGCCUUCUAAAACCUGCCUUUCAGGUGGAAGGUGAUCCCGACUUUGAAUCGGGUCCACCACAAGAUGGGCUUGAGUACUUAAGGCGUGUGAGGUGGGAAGCUGCACAUAUUCCAAAUGUUAAGGUUGCAAACAUUGACGAAAGGAAAUUGAAGGCAGAGCAGACGUCCUACAUGCCUAACAUUCCUGACAUCCCAAGCUGUCCCAACCAUCUGUUGCCCUCAAAGCAGUGGGAGGAUGCAUUUUUGGCCGAUUUUUCUGAGCUUAGACAGGCGAUAUCACAGCUCGAAUAUGUGGGCAGGCAACCUGCUUGUGCAUCGAAUUCUCCACUUCAUGAAGAAAACAAUGUGCCAAAGGCGGCACAUUUGCUUUCCCAAAUUUUGUAUAUGGAUGCAGUUACCCGGGCAAAUUUGUUGAGGCAGUGUGCAUUGGUGAUUGAGGAAGUCAAUAGCUUAUCGAGGGGCGAUUGUAUCCGCCUGUUUGGGAUAUUUGCAGCCGUGGAGAAGCCACUUGAUGGAGACACAAGCGCAGCCGUGCGUGGUGUGCUAAGGAAAUGUGCAAGCCUUCGUGCCUCAAAGACCGAGUGCAAUGAUGAGGUUGUGAUGCUCAAUUUGCUUAUAACCAUUGCUAGUAAAUAUUUUGGCCAGUCAGAGAGCUAAGGUUCCACUUUUUCUCAAUUGGCUGCUCCUUAGUAUGUUUUGUGUUCCUUCAGUUUGUUGUUAUCUUUUUUGGGGUCAGGCUCAUGUGCUUGAACUAGAUUAGGGCUUCAUGGUGUACUUGUUUAUGUAUUAGACAUUGAUAAAAUAUUUCAAACUAUGAAAUAACAUGAAAAAGAUAGGGGUACCCUCCACUGGCAAUGGGAGAAGAAUGUGGGGGGUAAAAUGGCUGCAUGGAAGAUACAUGACACCCUCAGGACGCUAAUCAACAAACUGAGCCCCACCACCCCUAGUUCUCUUUGUGUUAUUCAGUCUCUUAGGUCCUCAGCCUUUGUAAGUGUUCUUUUGGCUUUAUUGGUUUCUAUGGGUUUUUUCUGGUUUUGAUUUUCUUUUCGUUAUUUAUGUUUUGUUCUUUCUUUUUGGGCCCUAUAAGAGAGCAUGUCUUGGUCUUAAUUAGGAACUCUCUCGUUCUCCAUCUGUGAGCAGUCUUGCUCUUUCACUGUACUUUAGUUGUAGUCUGAGCACCCAAUUUGUGGGAUGUGUUCUUUCAAUGUAUAUAAUUUUCUA
Messenger RNA from Amborella trichopoda, 2008 nucleotides. RefSeq lists its product as uncharacterized. Lineage: Eukaryota; Viridiplantae; Streptophyta; Magnoliopsida; Amborellales; Amborellaceae. Gene Ontology annotation, biological process: spliceosomal snRNP assembly. Gene Ontology annotation, cellular component: SMN complex; nucleus. The record is from RefSeq and is a predicted model, not a curated record.